AUGAGCUACAUCGCCCGCCGCGGUCUCUCGACCUUGAUCCCUCCCAAGAUCGCUUCCCCCAACGCGAUCGGUGCUGCCAAGGAUGCUGCCCGCAUGGACCGCGUCGUGAACUUCUACGCCAGACUCCCCCGUGGUGCUGCCCCUGAAGUUAAGCCCACCGGCAUCAUCGGCCGCUACCAGGCUCGCUACUUCGGAAAGAACCCCUCCGCUGCUCCCCUCGCCCACGCCAUCGGUACCAUCCUGAUCCUGGGCUACAGCAUGGAGUACUACUUCCACCUCCGCCACCACAAGAACCACCCCCACUAA
Aspergillus luchuensis is the source of this 306-nucleotide messenger RNA. RefSeq names its product F1F0 ATP synthase subunit f. Bases 1 to 306 code for a protein of 101 amino acids. NCBI's taxonomy places the organism in Eukaryota, Fungi, Ascomycota, Eurotiomycetes, Eurotiales, Aspergillaceae. The record is from RefSeq and is a predicted model, not a curated record. The transcript is spliced from 5 exons. Gene Ontology annotation, biological process: proton motive force-driven ATP synthesis.